AUGGAUCCGCGAGUUAUAGUAGUACUUCUACUGUUAGAAUGUGAUGAAAUAAACUCCUGUACCACCGCCGAAAAAGGCAUUUACAAUAUAAAGCUUCCGGGAGUGAGUGCAUUUAAGGCUUUUUGCAAUGGAUCAGGAUGGUUGGUGAUUCAACGACGAAUGGAUGGAAGCGUGGAUUUUCAUCGGAGUUGGACUGAAUACAGAGAUGGGUUCGGCUAUUUAAGAGGAGAAUUUUUCAUCGGCCUAGAGAAGUUGUACCAAAUAACCCAGUCGGGUCAGUACGAACUUCUCAUCAGUCUGGGAGAAGUCGAUGGGUCCAGAUAUUUUGUCAAGUAUGAUAACUUCAAGAUUAGCAGUGAGAAAAAUUCCUAUACAUUGGAAUAUAUUGGAAAUCCCACCCCUGGAGGUGCAGAGGAUUCCCUCAAGUACCAUUUGAACAUGAAAUUCUCAACAUAUGACAGGGAUAAUGACUUAUGGGAUGAAAGUUGCGCUAUGAUGUGUGGUGGUGGCUGGUGGUUUGCUAAUUGUGGCUAUAGCUCCCUAAACGGAAGGUUCUACAAAGAUGGAAAAAUUAAAGAUAAUUUAUACGGCAUAUAUUGGGGCAGUUGGCAGGAUUGGGACUAUACCGUUUCACUGACUUUUGUCGAAAUGAUGAUAAGACCCAAGCACUUUUGA
Messenger RNA from Drosophila bipectinata, 675 nucleotides. Lineage: Eukaryota; Metazoa; Arthropoda; Insecta; Diptera; Drosophilidae. The record is from RefSeq and is a predicted model, not a curated record.